GAAUUGUCCCAGUUUUUGGGCAGCGAAACCACACGUCGUGGCGUCAGGCGCGUCUUCGGUUUGUUACAGGAGCAGUGCUUAAACAGGCGUCUAGUGCACGCCCUUCUCGAGGCUGGGGUGCGCCAGUUGUUGCCACAGCACCAGGUUCAGCUGGAUCAACUCUUUGCAAGUCAGCUCUGCCCUUCCCGAUCAGGUCGUCACUGCACAACGCAUAAAUUGCCACCACUGCCUUUCUUGUAUGCCUGA
Molecule: messenger RNA, 246 nt
Organism: Protopolystoma xenopodis
Lineage: Eukaryota; Metazoa; Platyhelminthes; Monogenea; Polystomatidea; Polystomatidae
Source: the annotation of a GenBank genome assembly